AGUGUCGAGUCUGGAUCCCUGUUGGACUGUUGUUUAUACUGGCCACAUAUAUCCCAUUUUUUUUUAUUCGUGUUAUUUAUCUUUUAUUUGUCUGCGUGAGUGGGUGUUCCGAGCGGGUUAUUUCCCCUCUAUGUGGUGUAGUACUGUUCUGGGAUCAGCGAUGAACGCACGGUUUUCCCCAGGAGAGCUGGGAAUGGAUCUGUAACGGUGGAGAGACGGGUUGGCCGUACAAGCGUGAGGCUGCCUGCCAGAAACAGUCCGCUUUCCGCUUCCUUAAAGCUCCAGGCUUUUCAGCAGGACAUUACGGCGGGAACAUGGGCUCAAUACUUAGUCGAAGAAUUGCUGGAGUUGAAGAUAUCGAUAUUCAAGCCAAUUCCGCGUACAGAUAUCCUCCUAAAUCCGGCAAUUAUUUCACCAGUCACUUUUUCAUGGGCGGCCAGAAAUUUGACACACCCCAUCCUGAGGGAUAUCUGUUUGGAGAAAACAUGGAUUUGAAUUUUUUAGGCAACAGACCAGUUCAGUUUCCCUACGUGACUCCUGCACCUCAUGAACCAGUGAAGACCCUGAGAAGUCUUGUAAACAUCAGGAAGGACUCCUUACGGCUUGUUAGGUACGAAGCCGAAGACGAAAGCACUGCAGACGAAGCUGGAAAUUCUGAAGUCUUGUACGGCGUGGAGUUUUACUUUGACACUGAUGCCAGGGUCGCCAUCACACUAUACUGCCAGGCUUUUGAGGAGUUUUCUAAUGGAGUGGCAGUCUAUACUCCAAAAACACCAGCUAUGGCAUCUGAGACAGUCUGCUAUAAGAAAGGAAUAAACCAGCAGUUUUCUCUUCCGUCUUUCAAGAUUGAUUUCACUAAAUGGAAACCAGAGGAGCUAAACUUUGACCUGGACAGAGGUGUUUUCCCUUUGGUGAUUCAUGCAGUUGUGGAUGAUGGAGAUGACGUUGUUGGACACGCCCAUGUACUUUUAGCAGCGUUUGAACGGCAUGUUGAUGGCAGCUUUUCAGUGAAGCCUCUGAAGCAGAAACAAAUUGUUGAUCGUGUCAGCUACCUACUCCAGGAGAUUUAUGGCAUCGAGAAUAAGAACAACCAAGAUACGAAGUCUGUAGAGGAUGAGAACAGUGACAACAGCAGUGAGUGUGUGGUGUGCCUGUCAGACCUGCGCGACACACUCAUCCUCCCCUGCAGGCACCUUUGUCUCUGCAAUGCGUGUGCUGACACACUACGUUACCAAGCCAACAACUGCCCUAUCUGCAGACUGCCCUUCCGAGCACUGCUACAGAUCCGUGCAGUGAGGAAGAAGCCUGCUGGAGUGCUCUCCACUGUCCCCUUCAGUCCAGUGUUAUCUCAGAGCUCAGACAACACAGAAAAUUCGAACUCUGAGAACAUCCCUCCGGGCUAUGAGCCCGUUUCUCUCCUGGAAGCUUUGAAUGGCGUGCAGCCUGCAUCUCCUGCUCUGCCCUCGGCUCCUCUAUAUGAAGAGGUCCAGUAUUCAGGAGAGAUGGGUGACCCACUGACCCUGAGCUUAAAGCAGCAGAGCACCGUCGAGCUCAGUGCAGAUCCAGCAGCUCUGAAAUCCAAACUCAGCAAGUCACCAGAUGGGUCUACACGCUCCCCCACGUCUCCUAUCCAGGAGGAGGAGGAUGAAGAGCAUCUCUCUGAUCUGUCUGAUGCUCAGCCUCACCCUGCGCGGCCCUACAGUUCAGCUCCAACUGAGGCAACAGUAGAUGGUAUAGAAUCAGAUCCAGGAUCCCCUAAUACAGGGUCAGAGGGCAGGUCUGUGGGGGUGUCUGUGAGCGAGAUCCUGCAGGACUGCCACAGUGCACGCAGCAGCCUGAGUCGCACUGAGAGCGAUCCCUCAGCAGACCUGGCACUGCCUGCAUCUGAGUCCUGGUCUACUGCUGUUGAGGAAUGUUCAUAACGGGUCAUCAGGAUCCAUUGAGAGUCUGAAGAGUCAGAGCACCAGCAGCUCCAUCCAACCUUUGCUCUGCCUCCCCAGCAGCCUGUGUAUCGAGGACGAGCUCCUCAGCCCCUAGCAGCACUACGCUCCUGUGUGCCUCUGCGUUAUAGCAUUUCUGCUUCAAUUAAGAGUCUCAUUCUAAGAAUAGCACAAUCACUAAUGUCUCCUAAAGGCUAUUAAGAAACAGCAUUGCUCAUUUGAAAGGUUCGGACACUAUUAUUUCUUUGCUGUGAACUACAGACCUUUUGAACACUGACACUCCUUUCAUUUAAAUCUUGUGUGUUUUAAUGUCUUCUUCAUUCUGACAAGUGUCAUUGAUGAUCCUAAACUAAUGAACACAUAUUUCAUUGCUUUGACACAUCUAUAAUUGUGGUUAUGAUUUUUUAAAUUUAUUAAGACACUAUUUUUAUAGUACUAGUGCAAUCAUGUAUGGUCCAAUCAGUUUCUUUUAAGAUUUAUUUGUUUCAUUUUGUUCGAUAAGUUCUUGUAUUUUUUUUAAUAUACUCUAUUAAUAUGUAAAUGCAAUUCCAAUUGUCUUUCUGAAAAAAUAUCUAUGAAAACAAUCUGUAUCUGUUAAUGUCGGUUUUGGUCAAAGUGUUCAAAAUUGAAAACCAUGAACAUUUACUUGAGCGUUAAAAUUAAUUGUCUUUUUAUUUCCAAAAAGCAUCAGUAUAUCUGUUAAGCUUGAUCCCACACUAAAAUGUUUUUAACACUUGAAACUGUGUUUUAGUCCAGAACUGUGCUUAAACUCUGACUAAAAGCCAGUCUAGCCAGUUACAACCAUGGCUUUUUAGUGAUUCACUGCUUCUACGCUCUGUAGAAUGAAUAUUGUAUAUUUGUAUGUAUGUAGUUACAUCAUUUUAUCAUAAAUUGCUGUACAUAAA
Molecule: messenger RNA, 2845 nt
Organism: Clarias gariepinus (North African catfish)
Lineage: Eukaryota; Metazoa; Chordata; Actinopteri; Siluriformes; Clariidae
Gene: mgrn1a
Product: mahogunin, ring finger 1a
Exons: 17
Coding region: 315-1922 (535 amino acids)
Biological process (GO): endosome to lysosome transport; negative regulation of G protein-coupled receptor signaling pathway; protein ubiquitination
Cellular component (GO): nucleus; plasma membrane; cytoplasm
Molecular function (GO): ubiquitin protein ligase activity
Source: RefSeq, a predicted model, not a curated record